UAGAUGUCAAAACAAAAACAAAUAUUGAGGUUAUUAUUAGUGACGAAAGUUGCUUCAAGUUAGUAUAUGACAAUAUCCUUUGUGUUUUAUUAAUGUUGUUAAUGGAAUUAUAGUGAUUGAAAUGGAGAUUGAUGAAAUAGAAAAUUUGGCCCUAUUAUUAAAAGGAAAUGAAAAACCAAUUUCAGAAGGUUUUAAGAAGGUCUCUCUUACCGUUCAUGUAUUGGACAAAGUAAAUAAUCUGGUGAACUUUCACAUAAAACAAUUAAUGAUAAAUCAUCCCACAUGUAUUGAUAUAAGCGAUCAAAUUUCAACAGAAACAACCAAAAAAAAUAUACAAAUAAUUUUCAAAAUGAUGCAGAGUAUAGCACAUCUCAAAUUAAUUGCAGAUAUACUGCCAGUUGAUAAUGCAGUUGAUAUCUCCGAAUUUAGAAAUUUGCAAGUACUUGAGAUACAAAAAGUUGAUAUCUCCAGAAUAAUAGGAUUGAGUUCUCAAAGAUUGCAUUUGCAACAACUUAUUUGCUCUCGAGAUUUGGAUUCCCUAAAAGGACUACUGGAAGAUUGUGGAGGUGAUUACUCCUCUAAAUAUAUAUGGACUGAACUGAAGAAUUUAGUGUUGCCUUACAACAAAUUGACCUCUUUAGAUGACAGCUUAGAAUGUGUACCCUGGUUAAGUUCUCUAGAUCUAAGUCAUAAUGAACUUACAAAUGCAGAUGAAAUUAAUUGUUUAAAUAAUUUGAAGAAUCUUAAUUUGUCCUAUAACAAAUUGCAAAAGUUACCCAAAUUUUCUGGACAAAUUUGCAACAGACUUCAGAUUCUCAAUGUUAAUAACAACUUUUUAGAGGAUAUUUCUCCACUGAAAAACUUAGUAAAUGUAUGUGAAUUGGAUUUGUCUGACAAUUGCUUAAUUGAUCAUAUGGUACUGAUUUCUUUGUCUCAUUUAGCAGCAUUGCAUUGGCUCUCACUAGUUGGCAAUCCACUAUCAUAUCAUUCUAGACAUAUACAAAAUACAUGUGUCUAUCUUCAUUCAAACAUAGAGCCUCAAAGAUUUGUCCUUGAUUUCAAGCAUUUGAACAGAGGUGAUAUUAAAUUAAUUGGAACGUUUCAUCCUCUUUUGCAAAGGUCUAACAGUGAAAUAUUCAGUGCUUCUGAGGGAAGUAACAAACUCUUAACAUCAGUGGACCGAUCCAAGAAAGUGAGAGAAGUAGACAUUGAAGACACUAAAAGUGUUGAUAAAGAACCUAUUGUUCUUCCUCAUUCAUAUUCAUCAGUCGAUCAUUUAGAAGUAAAAAAUCAUAUUCAUAAUUUGAGGGAGACCUAUGGUGAAUCCUGGUUAAAUUACUACAAAGGGCCUAUAGAUAAAGAUAAUUCUAUAAAUGAUUCACAAGAUAUGAGCGGAUUUACUGUGCUGGAUGAAACAAACAGUAACAAUGAUGAAAAAGAGCCUAAUACUGAUAACGCAGUUGAUGGAGAAGAAAUAGAAAACAACAUUUAUAACACAAAUGUAGAUGAAACAUCUGAGGAUGAAGAUAUAGAGGUUAAUAGUGAAGAAUCAAUCUACUUGGCCAAAAUUCCUGGUGAAGAUGAAGACUUAUUUGUUGUAUUCACUAAAGACAAUCUUACAGAAAUCGAUUGUACUACAAGCAAAGAACGUGCAAGUUGGGUGCUUAGCACUAUAACCAGUUGUGAAUUUCAAGAUGAAGAUCACUGCACUUUACAGAUUAAUUUUGAUACAUUACGAAAAGAUCGUAAACAGCGAACUUAUGUACUUCAAAUUGAUGAUGCUGAAAGACUAUAUAGUUAUAUCGGUAAUUUGAUAAACAGCAGAGAAAAACCUACUUUGAAUAAGGUCCUUCAAUGUAUGAAAUGUUUGAAACAGAUUCCCAAAGUUGAUGAUCUACUAGCUAGUUAUAAGGAGGAGGUUAUGCAGUGCCCAGACUGUGGUAGCACCAUUCUGGUUGAAGAGAAUAUCGGGUCAGGAGAUUAGCACAUAUCUUGUGCAUAAUAGAUCGCUUUGUAUUGAUAAUCGAUAAUUAUUGUAUAAAUGUGUAUAACUCCCAAAAAAACUCUAUAUUUGCUAUA
Molecule: messenger RNA, 2079 nt
Organism: Harmonia axyridis
Lineage: Eukaryota; Metazoa; Arthropoda; Insecta; Coleoptera; Coccinellidae
Product: serine/threonine-protein kinase 11-interacting protein
Exons: 2
Coding region: 122-1984 (620 amino acids)
Cellular component (GO): cytoplasm
Molecular function (GO): protein binding
Source: RefSeq, a predicted model, not a curated record